UAUAGUAAAACACCAUGGAUUUGAGUCUUCUGCUUGUUGAUUCUUAUUCAGCUGCAGAUUUGGUGCAAUUUGUUGUCAAUUAAAGUCAGAGAUUAGUAUCUUCGAUUCGCCGCCUUUGAUUCUGUCAUGGUUUUCUGCAGUUUGUUUGAGUUUGGGAAGUUGAGAAGAAUAGGGCACUGGUUCACCACUCGCGUUUCAAAUAACUAUGGCGACGAGAAUCUCAAGCUGCCUCUUCCUCCGCCUAUAAAAGUUUCUGAUACUAAGAGCAUUAUCCCCAAAUCUGAUUGCGAGACAUGUCCAAUAUGUUCGAAGUCGAUGAUCGAGGCAGGGCAAAACUUAUUCCAAGCAAAAUGCUCGCAUAAAUUCCACUUCGUGUGCAUCGAAGAACACGCGAAAAACGUGAGCAAACAAUGUGUAGUUUGCGGAGCCGAGUUGGACAGUCUCCUUACACUCCUUUCUUAUCUUCAAGAAGACGAUUCAAAAAUUCAGAUCAAAAUCUAUCCGGAAGUCGAAUGGAUCCAAGAGGAAACCAAAGUUGAUAAUUUCAGAGUCGUAAUCCACGUGGAACCAAAAAAUCGUCAGCUCCAUGCUCCAAUUGAUCUUGUCGCGAUUCUUGACGUUAGUCAAAGCAUGUCCGGGGAGAAAAUCGAGCUGAUGAAACAAGCGAUGAAGUUUGUGAUCAACCAUCUCGAAGACGAAGAUCGGUUGUCGAUUAUUGUCUUCGCUACAAAAGCCCGAUGCUUAUUUCCUUUUCAAAAGAUGUGCGAAAAUGGCCGCAAAUUCGCUCUGCAAGAAAUUGAUUCGUUUGUCGCCAAAGGCGCAACUAACAUGGCAGAGGCUUUGGAAAAGGGUUUCGACGUGAUUCUUGAUCGAACAAUUGAGAAUUCUAUUGCCAGCGUUGUACUUUUUUCCGAUGGCCAAAUUGGAGACGAAGACAAGGAGAUCUUAAAAUAUUCGAGGGGCCGUGACGAUGACAAUGACAACAUCCCGGUUCAUACAUUCGGAGUCGGAUCCGAUCAUUGUUCGACUACGAUGCGUGAGAUCGCAAAUUCCACCGGUGGGACGUUUUCGUUCUUCAAAAACGAAGAAGCCAUCGAAGGCGUGCUUACGCAAUGCAUCCCGAAGCUUUCGAGCGUCGCGGCUACUAAUCUUCAAAUCAGACUCGAGUGCGCCUGCAACGACGUUUUCUUAAAAGAAAUCGAUGCCGGGUCACAUCUGACUGUCGUAUACUCCGAUCAACGGUUGGGAGUGAUCGACGUUGGUGAUCUUCACCUUAAUGAAGAGAAGGAAUUUCUCGUUUCGAUUAAAAUUCCGGCCGUCAAGACCUCGUUGCUUAACGUAAGUUGCAUUUACAAGCACGGCCAUACCUCGUCAGAUAAAUGGGUGAUCGGAAAACCAAUCGAGGUUAAAAUUGACAGACCUAAAGUUGUUAAACCGGAAAAAGUUUCUAUUCAAGUCGACAUUGAGGACCGGUGUCGUUUAGCCCGAGCAAUUUUGCAAGCAAUACAUGCCGGUGAUGAAAAAGAUUUCCAACAAGCGAUUUCCAUCGUCGAGAAUGCUCGAAAAUUUUUAUCAGUCAGCACGACAGUGUGUUCCCGAGCAAUGUUGUAUGCCGCGCUCGAUCAUGAACUCCAGAUCACAAAGGAAGACAUGAUAAGUAAGCAAGUAUAUCGGAUUCGGGGUCGACCACGCCUUCUAUCAUUGCUAAACUCGAUCGAUGGGCAACGGAUAACGCCUUGGUUAUUGUCCUCGUCGGAUAUCUCCGAUCAACUUAAGCAUUGCUUUCUUUUCAACUUCGACGUUACAGAGCUUAUAAUCUUCAGUUCUCCUCCUCUGCGCUGCGCAGCUUGUAAUUCCGAAAGCAAUCGAAAUGGUUUUCUGCAGUUUGUUUGAGUUUGGGAAGUCGAAAUGGGAGAAAAAAUUGAGAAGAGUAGGUCAUUGGCUCCGAUUCCCGACCUCACGCGUUUCAAACGAUCCGCCUCUUCCUCCGCCUACAAAAGUUUUCGAUACCAAGGACGUUAUCCCCAAAUCUG
Messenger RNA from Andrographis paniculata, 2033 nucleotides. Its product is annotated as E3 ubiquitin-protein ligase WAV3-like. Gene Ontology annotation, molecular function: metal ion binding. Bases 127 to 1893 code for a protein of 588 amino acids. The record is from RefSeq and is a predicted model, not a curated record. The transcript is spliced from 3 exons. NCBI's taxonomy places the organism in Eukaryota, Viridiplantae, Streptophyta, Magnoliopsida, Lamiales, Acanthaceae.